Messenger RNA from Arxiozyma heterogenica, 1119 nucleotides. RefSeq names its product Mtm1p (gene MTM1). Gene Ontology annotation, biological process: mitochondrial transmembrane transport. The transcript has a single exon. NCBI's taxonomy places the organism in Eukaryota, Fungi, Ascomycota, Saccharomycetes, Saccharomycetales, Saccharomycetaceae. The record is from RefSeq and is a predicted model, not a curated record. Bases 1 to 1119 code for a protein of 372 amino acids. Gene Ontology annotation, cellular component: mitochondrion.
AUGACCAAGAAUGAAAGACAAUUAACAGUCACUGAACGCAUGAUAAGUGCUAUAUUCGGGUCUUUAUUAACUUCUAUAAUGUUAACUCCCAUGGACGUUGUGCGAAUCCGAUUACAACAACAAAGUAUGUUAUCGGAGUGUGUCUGUGAACCUGUUCUUAAUAGUGCAACCAAGUCUAAAUUAAAAAGUGAAUCGAGGUUAAGUAAAGUUUUAGUAUCUAAAUUGACAACAGCUAGUUCAGUUAAAUUAAGGGGUAAAGAAUUAUUUUGGGAGGGCUCUUGUUUUGAAGACUUAAAAUGUAAUAGGAAUGUGUUUCGAUUUAAUGGUACGUGGGAUGCGUUCAGUAAAAUUGCUCAACAUGAGGGUAUUAGCACACUUUGGAGAGGCAUAUCAUUAACACUCUUUAUGUCAAUCCCUGCAAACAUUGUAUAUUUUACAAGUUAUGAAUAUAUUAGAGAUAUAUCGCCGUUAAGACAUGAAUGGUCGACAAUCAAUCCAUUAUUUUGUGGUGGAUUUGCUAGAAUUAUUGCAGCUACUAUAGUGGCGCCUAUUGAAUUAAUUAAGACUAAAUUUCAAAGUAUUCCAAGAUCGACUAGGAACAUUGGAUCUACGAGGAUAUUUCAAGAAUUACUGUUGGACACUAAGAUGGAGAUAUCAAGACAUGGAUUGAUGGAGACUUUAUUUAAAGGUCUAACUAUCACUCUAUGGAGAGACGUUCCGUUUAGUGCAAUAUAUUGGGGAUCCUAUGAAUAUUGUAAAAAAAGACUAUGGGUUCAUUCAGAUAAUCAAUCCAACGUGAUUCAUUUUGUAAACAGUUUUCUUAGUGGGUCAAUAAGUGGUGCAAUUGCGGCAUUUAUAACACAUCCAUUUGAUGUGGGGAAGACCAGAUUACAAAUAUCGAUGUUUAAAGAAGAUAUGAGUAAAAAUAAUAGAGGAGGUAGAUUUAUACAAUCAGGAAACUUUGCGCGUCGUCGGAAUAUGUUUAAAUAUCUAAGUGGUAUAUGCCGGAAUGAGGGAAUACAAGCAUUAUAUGCUGGAUUAGGGCCAAGGAUUGUGAAGAUUGCACCAAGUUGUGCCAUAAUGAUUUCAACCUACGAAAUAUCAAAGAAAUUUUUUUAG